Messenger RNA from Closterium sp. NIES-65, 1578 nucleotides. The record is from the annotation of a GenBank genome assembly. Lineage: Eukaryota; Viridiplantae; Streptophyta; Zygnematophyceae; Desmidiales; Closteriaceae.
AUGAAGACCCAUUGCUUAUUGUCCCUGUCACUGCAUCUGCACUUGAUCCGUGCAGGUCGGCGCACUGGCAAGGCAGCAGCAGUGCAGCAGGCGAGGGACGGAAAGGCAGGGAGAGGGGGGAAGGCGGAGGAGAAGAGUGAGGAGGACUUAGUCACAAGGAAGCAGCAGCUGCUGGAGCAAGCCGUUCAGGAGCUGCGAGCCAAGUUUGGGCGGGAGGCAGUGAUGGUUCUGGGCGGCACUGAGGCGGACUUGGCCGCCCACCGCGUCCCAGUCAUCCCCUCAGGCUCCAUCGCCCUAGAUUCCGCCCUCGGGAUUGGGGGCUUCCCUCGGGGCCGAGUGGUGGAGAUCUAUGGGCCCGAGGCAACAGGCAAGACAACCCUGGCGCUACAUGUGGUGGCAGAGGCUCAGAAGAGAGGAGGCAGCAGGCAGAGGCGCAGAAGCGAGGAGGUGAGUGGGGAGGGGAUAGAGGGGAAGAGAGGGGGGUGUUGGCAACAUUGUGACUGCUUGUGGCGAAGGCAACAUGCAACACAACACUGGCGCCGCAUGUGGUGGCAGCAGAGGCGUAGAGGAGAGGAGAGGAGUGUGAGUGGGGGAGGGAGGGGGGCAAAAGCAGGGGGCGCUGGGGGUGGACAGUGGACAGACAUGACUCGCAUUCACCUGGUGGAUCAGAACGUCAGGAGUGGUGCCUAUGACGUCAUUGUGGUGGACAGCGUGAGUGGAACAAGUGCGAGUGCUUUCGAGUUGUGGGCUUCAGGAUUACGGUUUACGAACAGUGGGGAGACAGGACUUGCUCCGGUGGAUCAGAACGUUAGGAGUGGCGCCUAUGACGUGAUUGUGGUUGAUAGUGUGGCAGCGCUGGUGCCCCAAGCGGAGCUGGAAGGAGAGAUGGGGGACUCCUUCAUAGCCCUGCAGGCGCGCAUGAUGUCUCAGGCGCUGAGGAAGCUGUCAGGGGCGCUCAACCGCUCGCAGGCAGUGCUCAUCUUCGUCAAUCAGGUGCGGUCGAAGCUCAUGAUGGGAGGGCCAGGCAUGGGCAUGCCGGUGGAGGUGACGUCGGGGGGGAAUGCGCUCAAGUUCUAUGCGUCGCUGCGACUGCACAUUAAGAGAGUGGCGCAGCUGAAGCAGGGAGAAAAGAUUGUUGGUAACCGCGUGCGCGUAACUGUGAACAAGAACAAGCUUGCGCCGCCCUUCCGCACGGCAGAAUUCGACAUUGAGUUUGGCCACGGGAUAUCCCGGGAGGGGGAACUCCUGGAUUUGGGGGUGAAAGAAGGCUUGCUUACGCUGUCUGGUGCGUGGUACAAAAAGGAUGGUGAAGUGAUCGGGCAGGGGAAGGAAGGCGCGAGGAACUUUCUUAAGGAGAACGUGGAGGUUGCGAGGGAGAUUGAGGAGGGGAUUAGGGAGAGGCUGGGUGGACGGAGGAGAGAGGUCGAUGGGGAGGGUAAGAAGGGGGGAGUGGAGGGAGGGAAAGGUGUGGAAAGUGGAGAGGGAGGGAAAGAGGAGGGAAGUGAGGAGGAGAGUGAGGGAGAAGAGAUUAGUUUGGAAGUUGUUGACAGCAGUGUUGUCACUGGAGUGUCCGGUUAA